Python bivittatus (Burmese python) is the source of this 2027-nucleotide messenger RNA. The record is from RefSeq and is a predicted model, not a curated record. NCBI's taxonomy places the organism in Eukaryota, Metazoa, Chordata, Lepidosauria, Squamata, Pythonidae.
CCCUGGAUUACUUGAGAGGGCCUGCUUGCCUGCCCAGGUGAGUGAAGCCAAGCAGCAUGGCUUGAUUCCUAACAGUGCCCAACCGCUGAACACCAUGGGAAACCAGGAUGGGAAGCUGAAGAGGAACGCAGGUGAUGUGCACGAAGGUGGCGAGGAUGCUUCUGGGCCCAGGGAUGCCGAGGGCACAAAGAAAGGAGGGGGGAGCAAGAAGAGCCUGGGCCGGCACGGGAAAGGGAGCGAAUCGACGAAAAAGAAGGGCAAGUCUGAAGCCAGGGCAUCUGUCUUUUCCAAUCUGCGCAUCAGGAAAAACCUCUCCAAGUCUAAAGAUGGAACCAGCAGCUCGAGAGAGGAUGUUUUAGAAAGCCAGGCCGGGCAAACAGGAGAGCUGGACAGUGCUCACUCGAUUCUCACCAAAACUCCCGAUAUAAGCAUUUCUGCAGAUGAAGGGGGUCUCUCGGAUACCGAUGCAGAGCAUUUUGAAAAUACAAAUGAAACUCGCCCUGCAGCUGUCGAGCCGCAAGAUGGACAAAGAACCAGCUCUGGCUCGGAUACGGAUAUAUACAGUUUCCAUUCAGCCACCGAACAAGAGGAUUUGCUUUCUGAUAUUCAGCAGGCAAUUAGACUGCAGCAGCAGCAGCAGCAGCAGCAGGGGACAAUUAACGUUGGAACUGAGCAGCAGGGCACCAAAACAAUGGACCUACACAUGGCUAAUUCUCAAGCAACCCCAUUAGAUUUUGAAAGGUUUCUUUCACGCAGCAGUGACAAAGACAGUAGCCCGGAUACCGAGCAGCCAGUCUCUGCUAAAUCAGAAAUCACAGAAUAUGUCCCAAGCUGUCAGACUGAAGUGCAAGAAGGGGCAAAUGGCAUGGGGCAUUCCUGCAGCAGUGUGUCUGAGAUGCAGGAAGAACCUGAGCAACUGCCAACAGAAGAGGAGCAACCUGCUGGUGAAGAAGGAGACUUCUCUACUCCCAUUGCUGCAGCUGAAGAAAACGGGACUCUUCUGGGCAGUUCAGUCUUUAAUUUCCCACCCCCAGCUGGUGAGUCUGAGACUGAAGUAAUUGCUGUUGAAUGUACAGGUGCCGAAAGAGAGGCUGAUCCAGCAGAUGGAGGCAGGGAUCGGGUUGCCGUGGCCACAGACAGGAAAUGGAGUUUGUCAACUAGCAAAGAAGCAGCGGAGGAGGGCUUUUCGGUGGAAAUGAAAAAUGGGACUUGUUCCUCAGAGGAUGUCUCCAGCAGCCCAGUGCACACUUCCAAAUGUUUUAAACCUUACCCUUUCAUCAACCCAUGCUACAUCAAAACCACCACUAGGCAGCUGAGUUCUCCAAAUCAUUCGCCUUGCCUUUCCCCUUCACAGAGCCCCCUCUUUAAAAGGAGACGGGAGCCCUCUCGACUGAAAGAGAAGGCACCAACCAAGAAACAGAGAUCUGCUAGUUUGGCAGGGGCAUUUAGCCGAUCCGCAGACUGGACUCAUGAGAUUUCAGAUGAACCCAGUGAAAUAGCGCAAAAGUCAGGCUCUGCAGAUUUUUUGGAGUACGGGCAGACCAGAGAUGGUAUCCAAGGGGAAAGAGUGCCUUUGAAUCAUUUGAGAAAGUCCUCAGGAAUGUCACCUUCUACUGAUGCCUUCCCUAAUGUAUUUCGAGGUCGAACUCUGCUAGAAAAGCUCUCCAGCCAGCAGGAGAAUGCACCCCAAGAAGAAGCAGAGAAGCUUUGUUCUUGGAUCAUUGCAAUGGGUCUUUUGCUCCCCUUCAGUGACUGCUUCAGAGAGCCAAGUAGUCAGAGUGCACAGCAAAGUGCACCAGCAUUUGAUCAAGACCAGCUUUAUACUUGGGCUGCAGUCAAUCAACCCACUCAUUCUUCAGAUUACAAUGAAGGAAGAUUUCCAAGGAGAAGUCCAUCAGUGUGGCCAGCACCAAAGCCUCCAGAUGAAGAACAGAAAGUGAACCAUAUAAAGAAAGAACCUGAAGCUGCUGCUGAAGCAACAGAGACAGAAUAUGCAGAGGUUGUACAGCAGGUACAGGUAAGAUCUU